UCGCGGGGUUCGAGGAAGCAGUCCAAUCUCAAGGGGUUGUUCUCAAAAGAACUUCGUAACCUUAUGUACGGGUUUGGGGAUGAUCGGAACCCAGCCAAUGACACCGUGAACGUGAUGGAGGAAAUCCUGAUUGAGUAUAUCAUCGACGUUUGUCAAACUGCUCUCGCUCCGACACGCAAGACACGCUUGUCGAUCGAGGACCUACGGCGAGCUCUGUCCAGGCCCGCUGAUGCGAAGAAACUUGCGAGAAUGGAAGAGCUGUUGUUUAUGCAAGAAGACAUCAAGCGUGCUCGGGCA
This is a messenger RNA of Gloeophyllum trabeum ATCC 11539, 297 nucleotides long. RefSeq names its product transcription initiation factor IID. NCBI's taxonomy places the organism in Eukaryota, Fungi, Basidiomycota, Agaricomycetes, Gloeophyllales, Gloeophyllaceae. The annotation marks the transcript as partial. Gene Ontology annotation, cellular component: transcription factor TFIID complex. The transcript has 3 exons. Gene Ontology annotation, biological process: RNA polymerase II preinitiation complex assembly; transcription by RNA polymerase II. Gene Ontology annotation, molecular function: protein heterodimerization activity. The record is from RefSeq and is a predicted model, not a curated record.